Molecule: messenger RNA, 905 nt
Organism: Orussus abietinus
Lineage: Eukaryota; Metazoa; Arthropoda; Insecta; Hymenoptera; Orussidae
Exons: 2
Coding region: 128-847 (239 amino acids)
Source: RefSeq, a predicted model, not a curated record
GAGAGGUCAACAAUUAUGGCGUAAAAAAUAACUGCCGAUGUUUUCCGAGCGUCAUUUGAGAAGCCAUGGAAUGUCCGCCGUUUACUUCCUAAUUGUAAGAAAUUUCUAAAAAAUUUCCCGCGUAAAAAUGAUUUUAACGGGGAAACCCUAUCUGAAGAUUGACAAGAAAAAAGUAUUGCACCUUUGCCGAAGGCCGGGAUUUCUUGCAUGGUUUCUAUUUUCCUUAACCGUAAUCGUUUUUAUCUCAGUACUUUCAAACGUAACAAGGAAUCCUUUCGUGUUAGCAGCAUUAACAGCGAUUGAAGUCAUGUUCGGUUUGGAUGCAUUAGGCGAAUGGGAAGAUAUGAUUUUAGAUAUGGAAAGAAAUGAAGCUAUUAUAUCUAGGUGUACUUGGUUGAACAAAAUAUAUUCCUGUAUACCAGUAAGUUUUUUAAGGGUCAUGAAAUUGAAUGAUAUACGGCAUGUCGGAGCUACGAUGAAUUUAGGACUCUUUCUUCUCCACCGAAGUGGAAAGGUAGCUUUCCUCAGUACCUACGGAUUGACCUAUGACGAGGUACAAACUCUAAAGAAAAAAAUCAAUCACUUUUUAAGUGUCUACGAAAUUGAAAAACAUGACGAACGACCGGCUAAAGUAUCUGUCUCUGAAAGUGAAUCCGUAGAUUCCUCACCGAAGAAAUGGUAUUUAGAUAUUAUGUCGCAAACAAAUAUACUGCUAAAUGUCGACCACUUGGAACAAAUGUCAAUCAAAAUUCUACUGAGACGACUGAGUACUCCAAGCUUUUAUUCUUACAAACAUCAGUAUCCAUAUCAAAGGAUCAACUUUAAAAAGGGGUAUCACUCGGUGUAAUAUUUUUUUUGUAGCUAGUUCUACACGAAAAUGUGAAUAAAUAAGUCAUGUAUUUGUA